AUGGGAGGAAAAGCCUCGCCUGGUAAAUCUGGGGCGUGGGAUUUGAUCACCCGUUUGGGAGUCAAUACCGCGAAAAUCAACACCAAAUCCAUUCUAAAAUUAAACGAGGAAUUUAAUAGUAAAAUUAUCAUUUUGUUUGCUCUGAGCUUCCAUAGUGGUAUGAUAAUCGUUACCGAUGCCAAAAAACAACUCAGGAUACCGCUAAUAUUCAACAUUUGGGUCAGUUAUUGA
Messenger RNA from Saccharomycopsis crataegensis, 231 nucleotides. RefSeq lists its product as uncharacterized. Gene Ontology annotation, molecular function: glycosyltransferase activity. NCBI's taxonomy places the organism in Eukaryota, Fungi, Ascomycota, Saccharomycetes, Ascoideales, Saccharomycopsidaceae. The record is from RefSeq and is a predicted model, not a curated record. The coding region runs from base 1 to 231 and encodes 76 amino acids. The transcript has a single exon.